Molecule: messenger RNA, 1705 nt
Organism: Mugil cephalus (flathead mullet)
Lineage: Eukaryota; Metazoa; Chordata; Actinopteri; Mugiliformes; Mugilidae
Product: ly6/PLAUR domain-containing protein 1-like
Exons: 3
Coding region: 98-520 (140 amino acids)
Biological process (GO): acetylcholine receptor signaling pathway
Molecular function (GO): acetylcholine receptor inhibitor activity
Source: RefSeq, a predicted model, not a curated record
CUCACCACACCAGUCUGCCUGCUCCUCUCCGUCUGCACCUCGGAGGCGGCGCACACUCGUCUCUCAUGAUUCUGCUCGGAGACGCACUAAGCGGACGAUGUGGCUGCUCACGGUCUCAACUUUGCUCCUGUUCCUCUUCAGCUCAGGGCUGGCUCUGCAGAUUCAGUGUUACCAGUGUGAGGAGAUGACACACGACUGCUCCACGCCGGAGUUCAUAGUGAACUGCACUGUGAACGUGCAGGACAUGUGCCAGAAGGAGGUUCUGGUGAAGGACGACGGGAUUCACUACCGCAAGUCCUGCGCCUCGUCAGGAGCCUGUCUCAUCGCUUCUUCUGGAUACCAGCAGUUCUGCACCGGAAAGCUCAACUCAGUGUGCAUCAGCUGCUGCAACACACCGCUGUGUAACGGCCCGCGGCAGAAGAAACGUCCCCAGCCCUCAGCCGCCGUGACCCUGAACACACCGCGCCUCCCCGUGUUCUUUCCCCUCAUCCUCUUCCUGCCGUCCUCCAUCCUCUGCUGACAAACCUUCGAACAAUGUGUGGGCCGUGGAAAACCGCUCUUCUACUGACAGUGGACACGGCACAGACUGGAACUGUACACGACGAGGCAAACAUACUUUUAAAUGUACAUACGUGAGUAAGAUUUAUACAGUAUUUGUUCUCUCGAGUCCCAGACUCCUACACAGCAUGGGAAAAUGUUCUCGUCACGUCACAAACAUGCGGCAGCGUCAGGAGUGGUGAAAAACAUCUGGACGAAAGAUACCUUCCUUUUAUUUAUUACAUUUGCUAUCAUUCAUUGCAAAUGUAGGAGUAACAGUAAGUGUAUAUUCUUAGUACUAACCUUAGUCACCAAUUAACCUAACGAGCGUGUCUUUGGACGGUGGGAGGAAGCUGGAGAACCUGGAGAGAACCCACACAGACACAGGGAGAACAUGCAAACUCCACCACACAGACAAAAAAGGCCCCAGUUGGACAUGGGAUUCAAACCCAGAACCUUUUUGCUGUGAGGCAUCAGCACUAACCACCAAAAAGCAUCAUCUAACCCUAACAACCAUUGAAAUCUGUUUUCAAACAUCUCAUUACAGCAUUCAAAUAAUGGUUGAGGCCAGAAUGUAAUAAUAUGUGAUACAAUCAGGGCUUCUGAAUACUGAGGGUGAUAGACUUCAACAUGUUUAUUCUCUUUUUGGUCAAUUUUUCACCCAAUUUUAGUAGAAUUUAGUCGACACUCAACUCCUGAGGACAGGAGAACGCAGCCCAAUAACCUGGAGUCCAUGCACUGUUCCAAAACUAUCCCAACUAUAAAUGAUUUAUAUUUAAAUUGUAUUGGUUUAUAGUGACAUUUGUUGUUGUUGUGUCUUUUAAAUAAUGCAACGCAACAGAUAUUUUAACGUUUAUUAUUUGUUUAUGAGAGGGAAAUACUUCCAAGAUACAUUUAUCAUCAUGCACACUACCGGUCAAAAGUUUUAUAUCACUCCAGUAUUUCUUUUUUAUUUAAAUGUAUCCAGGUCAUUUCUCUGAAAUGAAAGCAUAGACCAAAUAUCAUGGAAUCAGUAUAUAAGUUUGGACUCAUCACAGUAACCAUCUUUGGCUGAUUUAACAUGUGAACACACAUGUGACUUCUUUCUUUCUAAAAUUGAAUAUUUUUCUUCCCAAUUUCCCAAAAGUUUCCAGAAAUGUGUGUCUCUUGUCGGGAGCUUUACUUUCAC